UACCAAGUCGUUGUUCCUUUUUUGUACCAUUUCAGUGGUGUUUCAACCGCUUUCACGUGUUAGAAAUAUAUUCCUCGAUGGUGGUGCUCUAAUUCCCCCUGUAAAAUCAUUUUCCUUCUGUGCUUUUUAUUUUUCGGCCUCUACUUUCAAUGAUUUAAUGACUGUAUCUUCAGAAUUCGGAGUGUUAUGCAACAUCCGAGAGUGAUUCGUGUAUUGCAUAACUCUUUUCGACUCUUACGUAAGAGAUUAAAUAAUUUUAAUUGACAGUUUUGUUGUGAAAACACGUAGAUUUUUUAACUUACCAUCGAGUUUACGUGAAACUUUUUAUCGUUUCUGGUCUAACCUGACCGCACAUCUCUUGCGUUUUACGUAAAGCUUUGUUCACAUUUUGAUCACAGUUUGUAGUCCAAGUCACCUUCAAAGGAGCCGAAAAUUCAGCUGUUAAUUUGCUUUCGACGAUUUAAUCGAGAACCCGAAAAACAUAGUUAAAUUUUUGUCACUCGAAUGUAUCAUUUUAAAGUGAAAACUGCAGUUUCCAUUGCCCAGUAACUCUCGCUCUUAAUAAAACCGCGACCACGAAAACAGUGAUAAAAGUUUGUGUUUCAGAUCGAAUUGAUUCCAAUUACUCUCUGAAACUCUACCAAGUUGUGUUAUUAAUUUUAUCCAAAAUUCCUAAAACAAGAAACUUCAGUUUAAUUCAGGCGUUGUAGCAAGUGUCCUUCGUUGACCUUGAUUGUCGAGUUCUGACUUGACUAGGGUCCUGUCGAAGAUCUGAAUAACGGGACACAGUUUGUUUAAAUUGUUUGCCCGCCUUGAGCUCUCUUAUAUCCAUACAAUCAGUUUAAAUCGACUCACUGAAUAUACAAGCUUAACUUAGUGUUUGGAAACAGUUCUUCAGCUUACAAAUUACCCUUGAAGUUAUUCAUUCGGCAGCUGCUUUAAACUCGCCCUAUUUCCAAAAUCAACGUGAUCUUCGGAUUAUUCAGUUAUAGGAUUAUAGUUUAUCACGAUUUAGCUUAAAACUAUUUCUCUUCGGUUACUUCUUGAAUCGCAUUUUGAAUUUUUUUUGUCGGUUUGAGACAAAAAGUCGCAGUCGAUUUUUGAGCAAUUCUUUAUUUUGUUUGUCAAGUCUGCAAUUUUUUCUAAAGUUAUACAUACUUCGGAGUUGAAUCAUGACUGUGAAUCAGUACGUGGAUGGUUUGAGGACCUCGGGGCAACCAUUCGACGCCGAGUCAGCAAACUCAAACUACUCAAACGAGGGAGUGUUGCCGGCAUGCCAUGGUGAGUCUCGAGACGAACUGCGGCCCGAGUCCAAUCCGAGCGACUCCUCUUUGGAUUAUGGAGUGGAUGCAAUCAGAGCAGCAGACUACGCUGGAGGUGACGUGGAUGUGUCGUGCCUGGACAACCAGGGUCCCAAGGCUGGAUCUGGCUGGACAGAAGGGCCGCAUGAUUCUGUAGCCGAGGAUUCAUCUAAAUGUUCACACCACUGGAGGCGGAGCGUCGGAAACGCCACGAGACAGGAUGUGGGUCCAGGCCACGACAACGUGACCAAACGACCUCGCAAUCUCACUUCGUUCAGUGAGUCGCAAUGUGGACGCGACGAAUUCGCGACGAUCAUGAAAGAGGUUGGCGAACUAGGCCCAUGGCAAUGGUUUAUUGCGUUUUUCAAUAUGCUGAUGACAAUAACCGCCGGAAUCCAAAACAAUUCGUACCCCAUGUUGGUGGGAAGUAGUAACAACUGGGCAUAUGGGUGCAAAUUGAAAGAUGAUUCGAAUUUCACUCUGAAUUCUGACUUACAAUCCUGUGAGAUUGUACUGGCUGAUUCGGAGCAACCAAUCAAGUGUUCCGAAUCAGACAGUCAUGAGAUGGUGUACCAGCACGAACACUUCGAUAAUGCUCUGCUGACCGAGUUCCACCUGAUGUGCGGAUACGCGAACUUCCUAGUCCCUCUCGUCCACUCGGCGUUUACUAUCGGCUGUUUCUUCGGCGUCUUUCUGUUCGGCUGGUUGGGUGACUGGGUCGGACGGAAGAAGGCACUGUGUGUUGGAGUUCCCAUCAUGAUCGUUCUCAACUUCUCUCUCACAUUCUCUCCAAACAUUUACGUCUUUCUAGCUGUCAGACUGUUGCAAGGUGUCGUGGUCUUUGGAACAUUCACGGUGGCUUACGUGAUUUCGAUGGAAACGACUGCUCCCUCGCGACGAGCCAUGAUUGGCAACGUCGUCCACAUUCCAUGGGGCCUACAGUUCAUCACGGUGGCGCUGAUUGCCAUGUGGCUGAAACACUGGCGCUACCAGCAGAUCGUCUACUCCAUUCCCUCUCUUUUAUGCCUCGUUUGCGUCACUCCUCUCCUUUCCGAGUCUCCCAGAUGGCUGGCAAUUAACGGAAAGAUAGAAGAGGCAACCCAGGUUCUGCUUCGUGGAGCAAAAUGGAAUGGGAAAAAGGUGUCCGAGGAGUCGAUUCGGGAACGCCUGGAGUCGUUUCACAGACGCGCUUCUGAAGAUGCACAUAAGCAGCCAAGUAAUCUGAAGCUGGCAAUGGGUCUGGUCAAGACUCCGGAAAUGAGACGUCGUUUUCUGUUCUCAGCAGUAAUUUGGUUCCAAGGAGCGUUCACAAACCACGGCAUAAAUUUCUAUGCACCGCAAUUGGCAGAGGACCCCUAUCUGGCCUAUUGUCUUGUCGGAUUCUUUGAAUUCAUUUCUCCUGUCAUCGGGGCCAUCGUGUUCACCUACGGUCGUAGGCUUCCCCUCAUCUUCUUGUUUGCUGUGUGUGGCUUUAUUUCGUACAACAUAAUAACGGUGAUGAAGGUGUGGCCUGACAACAACGAGUUCCAACUGCUGGCCAUGCUGCUCUUCGCAACGUUCCUGUCGGACAUGGCGUUCAACGGUAUCUACGUGCACGUGUCGGAGUUCAUGCCUACUACCCACCGAAGUAUUGGGCUGGGAAGUUGCUCAGCUGUCGCUCGAAUCGGAUCUUCUCUGUCGUCAAUCCUUGUGAGCACCGCUAGCUCCUACCCAUAUCUACCACCGGUCAUUUUCGGAACUCUCUCUCUGGCUGGAAGUUUCUGCACCUACAUGUUGCCCUCGACUGAGAACCAAGAACUACCUGAGACCAUCGAAGAUGUGGAGGAGCACGGACGAGAGAGACGCAGAGGUCUUACUUGGCUGUCGCAGAACUCGAUUGCCAAGUUCAAAGCCAACACCACCUCUGGAGUGAGCGACCAUGUGGCGUCUUCAUGCAACCACUGUGACAAACGCAUGAAACGAAACACGGUGUCGAGUGGGUUGUGCGAUGAGGCAAUGAUUCAGAAUGUAACAUGUGUCUAGAAAAUUGGAUAUUGGCGAACUUACAGAGAGACAAUGUGAUAAAGCAACAGCAACACAGAAGUUGCAAAAAAUGUGAUAAAUAAUAACUGAAAUUGAUGAGUAUAGUAUUUCUUUAUAUUUAAAUGUGCAUACUUAAAAUCUUUGAAUCAAACUUAUUUUUCGAAGAAUUGGUCGUAUCAUAUGUUAAUAAUUUCUCUAUACUGGAUUGUGAAACUGUUUUUUGUUCGAUCCUCUGUUUGUACAUCAUUAAUUAGCUUACGCUUGGUUGAUGAAAUUGAAUGUCAAUACAAUCAAUUCAGUCUUAUUUUUACAUCA
Messenger RNA from Symsagittifera roscoffensis, 3638 nucleotides. RefSeq names its product solute carrier family 22 member 6-like. The record is from RefSeq and is a predicted model, not a curated record. The coding region runs from base 1173 to 3323 and encodes 716 amino acids. The transcript is spliced from 5 exons. Gene Ontology annotation, cellular component: membrane. Gene Ontology annotation, molecular function: transmembrane transporter activity. NCBI's taxonomy places the organism in Eukaryota, Metazoa, Xenacoelomorpha, Acoela, Convolutidae. Gene Ontology annotation, biological process: transmembrane transport.